AUGCUGUAUGUCUUCCUUGUUGACACUGGCACUAUGCUAACAUUUGAUAUGAAUCUUGCUGUAGAGAGUGUAAGACAUUUACAGGAUGCCAUAUCGGAUGAUUACCAAAUAUCGGUUGAUAAACAAGUUUUGUUGAUUAGCGGUGGCGAAAAUUUAGACCCUUCCAUGCGGGUUUGCAGUUACAGCGCAGGCACUGAUACCAAUCCAAUUUAUUUAUUCAGUAAGAGUACUAUAGAGUCAUCAUCACCACCGUCUCCUAGUGUGUAUGGUGGGUCUGACGGUGAUCUCAAAUAUCAAGUAGAAGGCUCUCUCAAUAUGCCUGCUACAUAUGAAACUGUUAUAUCCAGAGUACAAUUGUCCUUGCAAAUGCAUGACUUGGCAAAAGAUGAAGUCAUCUGUUGUGAGAGUCUAGUUCAUGAUCAGCAUUUACAGCAACAAGGCUGGGCUGCUGUAGUGGCUAAUUUAGAAGAUAUCAGCAGUGCUUUUCAACAAAGAUCGAAUAUUUUCCGUCAGAAUUUUGAAGAGUUCCUGAAGACAAGGGCUCAAUAUUUCUCCAUGUUACAUGAUUUUAGAAGUGUGCUGGCAUUACUUUUAAAACUACCUUUAUUACCAUGUUUGACUCGCGCUGAAAACACCACGGAUGGCGUGGAAGAUUUAUCCAAGAGUGUGACAUUACUACAGUGGAUAAGCAACCAGGACCAAAGAAGUUCUUUACAGCAGAUGGCAGAGCAGUGUGUGAAAGCUCUUGAACAGUUUGACGAAUCAGUGUUGACAAACAUGAUGGCUGAAAUAAAAACGGCUUUAGAUGCUGUAGACAAUCCUGGGAUGAAAGAAAUCAAGGGUUUGGGUGAUAGGUUAUUUGGAUUAGAACAGUUGAUGGCUGGUGCUAAGAAGAUAGUACAAGAACAAGGAGAUAUGGCUCAGGGUUUUGUACAAAAUCAAGCCAGAGUUAGCAAUCUGAAUGACCCAUCUAUAUUACCGGAUCUAUGUACCAGCCAUCAGAAACAAUUGAUGGUGAUGCUAAAGAAUCACAGUCAAUUAAGAGACAUCAAACGAAGAUGUAUUCUCGCUAAAGAAGAAUUAUCCAUUAAUCUGCAUGCAAGAUUGAGAUGGAUAAUGUACGUUGAAAAGCAGAUCUCAGAUAUUGAUAGUAAGAUGGUGAUCUAUCAUGAGAAUCUGAAAAGGCUUCGUCGUCGUUUAGAGGUGAUUGAACAGAUCUAUUUGUCUCCUAAGCUGUAUGCCAUGGCCGUGGUGGAAGUCUAUCGAAGAAGAACAUUUGCUGGAAAGUUUAUUGAAUGGGCGACUAAGUUGAGUGAUGAAUGUAGUCACAUCCAAGGUGAAGAAAUCACAAGGAGAAUGGAAUUUGCUGAAGUCAUGGGAAAACAUUUUUUACAUACCUUAUUCCCAGGCCUAGACGAUUACCCAUCAUCCUUCGUUGUAAGUACAAUUUUUUCCAGAAUAAUUUAUAUCAUCAUAUUACUAUUAGCCAUUGAUAGAGAAAGUGAUACAACUAUUUUGUGUGUGUGUGCGUGUGGUAACAAUGUUGUGACGAUAUCAAUUUAA
Saccoglossus kowalevskii is the source of this 1563-nucleotide messenger RNA. RefSeq names its product RB1-inducible coiled-coil protein 1-like. Gene Ontology annotation, biological process: reticulophagy; autophagy of peroxisome; autophagosome assembly. The record is from RefSeq and is a predicted model, not a curated record. Gene Ontology annotation, molecular function: molecular adaptor activity; protein kinase binding. Gene Ontology annotation, cellular component: phagophore assembly site membrane; Atg1/ULK1 kinase complex. Lineage: Eukaryota; Metazoa; Hemichordata; Enteropneusta; Harrimaniidae.